AUGAAGGGCCACAAAUUCAGUAAAGGACGCAAAUACGACAGAGAAAUGGAGAGAGCAUUUCUUUUGAUUUAUCACAACAUCAAGAGGUUACAGGAUGGGCGGGUGUACGAACGUGCUACUAAUCGUGUGUCAUUCGUUGCGGACCAAGUCGAUUUAGCACACACUUUGCAGAGACUGUCAACCACGUCAGACCCGUUGAAUGAGGGGGGCCUUCGACAAAACAUGAAUCACGAAUCUAGCACUCAUCCUAAAUCUCGCUCUCUUUCCAAGGGUAAAGACAGUAGUCCAUCCUAUCAACAGCGAAAAGUUUCAUUUGCUGAUAAUGCCUCUCGAAAAGAGCUGACAAAGGGCAACGAUCAUACCCGGACAUAG
Molecule: messenger RNA, 372 nt
Organism: Pocillopora meandrina
Lineage: Eukaryota; Metazoa; Cnidaria; Anthozoa; Scleractinia; Pocilloporidae
Source: the annotation of a GenBank genome assembly